Epinephelus moara (kelp grouper) is the source of this 3509-nucleotide messenger RNA. Its product is annotated as protein phosphatase Slingshot homolog 3. Gene Ontology annotation, molecular function: protein tyrosine/serine/threonine phosphatase activity; actin binding. Gene Ontology annotation, cellular component: cytoplasm. Gene Ontology annotation, biological process: actin cytoskeleton organization; protein dephosphorylation; negative regulation of actin filament polymerization. The coding region runs from base 268 to 2139 and encodes 623 amino acids. The transcript is spliced from 17 exons. The record is from RefSeq and is a predicted model, not a curated record. Lineage: Eukaryota; Metazoa; Chordata; Actinopteri; Perciformes; Serranidae.
CUGCCUCAGCUCAGUGGUAAUCAGCUGCUGCGCUGUAAAUGGAGAAGUCUUCACCCUCGACAGAGGGCGGAAUAAGGAGCACCCAGUUCUUUAGUAAUAAAAAAACAAGAAGCCCUUAGAGCAGGAAAUCAGAGAGGGGACAAAGUCUGGGAAAGAUAUACUACUGUUGGCCCUGCCCACAGCACACUUUUGGCUGAGGAAACCUGCAGAGCCUGUCUGAGCCUGUCAGCGACAGCAGGUUUCGUGGAGACAGACCUGUACUCUGCAAUGGCUCUGUUGACCCUGCAUAGGCUCCCAUCCAUCUCCACCGCUCCAGAUGAAAGCCUCCAAAGAAGAGGGAGACUUCAGAAAAGGGAGAGCUUUGCCCUCGUGAAGGGGGCUGUCCUCCUGCUGGAAGAGGGCGAGAGGCCGGGCCUUGAUGAGGAGACUUCUCCUUCUCCACCUUCUCCUGAGAAGGAAGGCGGCAAAGCUCAAGACAUGCGGCACAGACACAUUCACGCCAUGAUUGAACAGCUCCGACCAGAAGAUACUAUCAAGCUGGCGGUGCAGUUGGAGUCCAUCAGUUCGGUCAGAGUCAGGUAUCUGAUCGUUGUCUCCACCCUCAGCAACAAACAAGAGAGCAUCCUGCUGGGCAUGGAUUUCCCCAGCUCAGACAGCGAUCACUGCACCAUCGGCCUGGUGCUGCCAGUUUGGAGCGACACACAGGUGUACCUGGACGGGGACGGUGGUUUUAGCGUGACAACAGCAGAAGAGACCAGAAUUUUUAAACCUAUUUCCAUGCAGACCAUGUGGUCAGUGCUGCAGGCGUUGCACGGCUGCUGCGAGCGGGCGGUCAAGGCGGCAGUGAUCCCAGGCAAUGGCCUGGAGUGGGCCCAGCACUACCACCAGCACACUGAGUCAGACCGCUACUGCCUCAACGAGUGGGAGGCCAUGAAUGACCUGGAGUCAGUCCGCAGGGACAGUAGUGGACAGAGCACCGCAGACAGAAUUUCCAAUGAGGCGCUGAUUAAAGAGCACCUGAGAGACAUCAUGAGGACUGAAGACCUGGACAGCCUCACAUCUAAGAUGGUUCACUCUGCCCUGGAGACCAGGAUGGGCUUCGACAUGAGACCCUUCAAGGAGUACAUUGACAAUGAGAUCCUGGUCACCCUGGCUCAGAUGGACAAACCCUCCAAAAUAUUUGACUACCUUUACCUGGGCUCUGAGUGGAACGCAGCUAACUUUGAAGAGCUGCAGAAAAACAAUGUGGGCUAUAUUCUGAAUGUGACGAGAGAGAUCGACAACUUUUUCCCAGAGUCCUUCACUUAUAUGAACAUCAGAGUGUACGAUGUGGAAGCCACUGAUCUGCUCCCUUACUGGACAGACACUUUCCAGUUCAUCAACACUGCAAGGAAGAGUGGACAGGCGGUGUUGGUGCACUGCAAGAUGGGUGUUUCUCGCUCUGCAUCCACGGUGAUCGCCUACGCCAUGAAGCAGCAGCGCUGGCCUCUGGAUGUGGCGUUGUCCUAUGUUAGGGAGUGCCGGUCCAUCGUCAAGCCCAACGAAGGCUUCAUGAAGCAGCUGCAGACCUACAACGGCAUUCUCAACGCAAGCCAGCAGCGUCACAGCGCACUCUGGAGGCGAAAGUCAAGAGACCAAAGACAAAAGUCAAUACGCAAGGAGGAGGGAGGGGAAGAAAAAAAGCCAGUGGAGGCAGAAGAGGAGGAAGAAGAAGAGGAGGAAGAGGAGGAUGACGGACUUGAAGGUUCUGAGCAGGGUGACGAGGAGGAUGCAGAUAGUCUAGAUGAAAAAGAUAUAGGUAGCCCAGAUGAGAGAGAUGAUGCAGAGGUGUUUGAAGAGCCCGCCCCCCCGUCUGAGACCAACCAGGGGCCUGGGCAGACAGGGCCAGCUGGUGUCACUCCUGUUAUCACAGUAAAUGAACCAGAAAAGGUCGCUCCGAGUGUUAAUCGCAGCGGCAGGAUGAACCUCUUCUCCCUCAUGCAGUCCAUCAGUGAUGAGGAUAGAGGGCGUGAACAGCUGCCUGGGAGUCCGCGGCGGAGACGUAGCCUAGGACGACGGAGUCUCAUUCACCAGAACGCAUGUGUGGAUGUUUCACCUGAACCACGAAGCCUGCCGGACGUUGGUCAAAGCAAUCCCUAAAGUGAUCAAGGAGGCAGAAGAGCAGGGAGUUACAGGGGAGGGAGGCGGACCCAUAAAGGAGGCAAACAAAUCCUGAAAACACCAGAAGGAAAGUGUGCACUGGUAAUAUGCCAAGGUUUUUAUACACUGAUACGCUCUGGCUUUAUAUUUUAGAUCACUGAAAGUUUUAAUUUAUGUUUUACUGCAUAUCUCUGCUCAUGAUUAUUGAAGCUGAUGUUCACUGCUGAUAAAAGGAUUUGUGCUGUAGUAUUAACACACCAGUGAAAGCCAGGAUAUCUGAAGUCAUUAUCAGUGUACACUGUUGUAUUAUGGUUUUUUCAGCAUUUUAAAAACAUAUCCGACCACAUACAGACGUACCAGUCCCUCCCUCCAUGUAGCGCCCCCUGCUCCCUCUUCCCUUCUUCAGCUUUCACAUCACCACUUGAGAUAUCUAUGCAAUUACUGUCCUCCUUUCUUUCCCUCUGUAAAUACGAGGCUGUAUGCUGCCAACACCAGGUAGACAGUUUUAAAUGUCUUUCAUAUUUUCACAAGACGUUCAUUGUUGUAAGACGGGAGGAUCUCACUGUAUCUAAGCUGUGCAUCAUGAACCAAGUCAGGGCCAGUUUUAUGGCAAAAGCCUGUUUGCCAAACAAUGUUCUCCAAUGUGCCAAUGAAUGACUAUAUUAAAUCUAAAAUCUUUAUCAUGUCAGUAUGUUAAGAACCAAUGUAACCCACUCUAUUUUUAUUCACCUUACUUAAACACCAGGGCUGUAUGAGUGCCUUCACCCUGAGAAUGAAAUACGACUCUAUGACUGGUGUUUUUAAAUGUUUUUAUUACGAGGUGAUGGCUGCGUAUUGUAUGAAUCUUGUACUGUUCCUCUGAUUGCAGUAUAAAUAUGACUUCCCAAAGUUUUGCAUGUAUGCAUAACACAGAAGUAUAUAUGUAUCCACACAUUAUGCUGAUGACCCGGGUGCAUGUUAUGUGUUUUUAUACCAACAUGUGAGAACAAAGUGUUCAGGGUUUUCUCAUGUAUUUAUAUUGACAUUUAAUGGAUUGAGGUAAAUUAUUCAGAAUACCGUUUUCACACUUCUGAUCACUGGAUGCUGAUAUGGAAUAUUUUUUAUUUCAUGCUGGUGUUACCAGUGACCCAAGCUAAAGCUUCAUUUAACCUGCAUGCUCACUGUUAAAGAAAACAUGCACUUUAUAAUCCCACGACACACACAGUUCGCACUGCCUGAGCCAACGUCACACUGUACUAUGAAUAAAAUGAUCAUUUAUUAUUUUUAAAUCUCGUCCACAUCUUGUUGUGUUAAGCUCUCUGCUGUCUGCACCUCACUCGUUUACGACAAGCACUAUGAGUGGAAAAAUAAACGAUCAUACUCAAAGCAAA